Molecule: messenger RNA, 2199 nt
Organism: Symbiodinium pilosum
Lineage: Eukaryota; Dinophyceae; Suessiales; Symbiodiniaceae
Source: the annotation of a GenBank genome assembly
AUGAGCUCUCAAGUCAAGCUAUUCCUCUACCCCGCGAGCAGUGAAUUGGCAGACCAAGGAGCGCUGCCUCGCUGCUCUGCGCAGCUUCCUCUCCGAGAGGUGGCUAAGCUCUUCCUGUCCACAGGCCAAGCUGCUGGCUGCGUGGUGAACGAACUGGGCGACCCCGUUGGCGUCAUUACAGAAGAUGACAUUCUCCAGAGUUAUGUCCAAGGCGCCCCAUGGACCACUACAGUCGGACAAUGGAUGAGAGGAGGAGGCGGCGUCGCAUUCGAUGCGCCGGGUCUAGAGAAGACCCGAAGCGAGCAGCCCUUGCGUGAAGCUUUGCCGUCUUUGCGGCAAGCACCAUCUCGACGUGCAGCCCGACCGCAGCUGCUGGUUGAACAGCAGCCUAGCGCCGGUUAUGCUGGAGGGUUGCUGUCUGCGCGGAGCAUCGUGCAAGCACUUGCAGAGGGUCAGGCUCGGGACUUGCUUGAUCUUCUGGGUCUAUGCCACAGCACUCGCUGGUCAGUGAAGGACGUCAUGGAGCCUGUUGACCAGGCACCCAUGCUUAGAGCAGGCUUCACAAUCCGCGAGCUGCUGCAGGAGCUCCUCGCCUCGCCGAGCCGAGCUGCCUUGGUCAUGGAUGGCAGCAGGAUUCGUGGCCUAGCGACUGUGGCAGAUGCCCUGUGGGCCUUUGACCAGCAACUCUCCCAUACUUUGGAAGCUUGGAAUCGUUUGGCCUCGAGACCCGGCCGACUGGCGCUCAACGGCCAAUCCAUUCCGGCCGACGCAGACCUGACCCAGGCGCUGACAGCGCUGGCUUCACCCGACAGCGCCACGCGGCAUCUUGUUGCCAUGGAACCUGGGACCAGCAACGUUGUCGGCGUUGUCUCUCCAGAGCAAGUUGUUUCCCGACGCAGCUCUCGGCAAGCGGUUGCCGUUCCGAGCUGCGCGCCACAGAUCAAGAUCGAGCGGAGGCACAAGAGCCGAGAUGAGGGAGUCGUGAAGAAGGAGGAGGAGACCGACGAGCAUCCAUCGGCCGGUGCCAAGAUAAAGACAGAAGUUAAGGUUGAAGUAGAGGAGGUGAAGUGUGAAGAGCCAGCACCCAAGAAGCGAGCGGUGAUGAGGAAGAGCAAGCUGGAAAGAGAACUCGAGGGCGACUUGCCCCAGCAAGUCACCUUGGCCGAAAUCGUGGCCCGCCGAGAGACGGCGACAUGUUCUGUAACCUAUACCCUCACAGACGCUGUCGAUGCAUUGGUAUCUACGGAAAGGACCGCUGCAGUGGUCUUUGAUGAAGAUGGCAGAGUUCAAGGUGUACUCACGGAGAAUGACGUGCUGGCUGCAUUGGUUGAGGGAAUCCCAUGGCAAUGUCAAAUUUCAGAAUGGUUGAAGGGCAGCUAUGCUCGCCUUCCUGGCUUUAUGGUUCCAGCUUUGACCCUGCCCGCGACAAGUCCGAUAGCGGAAGCUGCUGCCGAGAUGACCAGCCUUGCUGAGGACGGAAUUGGCUUCGCGUGCCAUCACAUGCUUGUCCACAGCAAAAAUGAUGGGGAAAACUCGUCCUUGCGCAUCCUCUCCGCAUUGGACAUUGCCCGCGGCAUGAUCGAUACCAUCGCAGCGCGAGCGGUCACGGGUGAGGGUGGAAUGGCGGCAGACUCCGUGGUCACCGCCGCUGACCUCACCGUUGAGCAGGCAAUGAAGGAUCGAGCGGGAGUGUGUACAUGCAAGCUGAGGGAUUCCUUGCAGAAAGUUUUUGAGACCAUGCACGAUGCGCGCCAGAACUGCGCUCUGAUCGUCUCUGGUGGCGCAGUCUCAGUGGACGCGGCCCUGGAUGGGGACCUACCCGAGGGCAGAGUCGAAGCCGAAGAAGACCUCACCCCGGAGGAAGAGCAAUGGCAGCAGGAGCAUGGAGAGGUCAUGGGUGUUGUCACCUCUUCAGACGCAUUGCGAGCCUUCUCAGAACAUCUCAGAGGAAACACAACAACGGUAGCUGGCUGGCUGCGAGGGCUGACCAUCCAGGAGCACAAGACAGUUGCUCAGCGAUCAAUCCAAUGCAGCGCAACGUUGGCGGAGGCAGCGCUGACCAUGUCAGAAUGCGAUUUCCACCACUUGCUCGUCGUCGACGAGGAUGGCGAUGUCAUUGGAGUGCUCUCUGCGCUGGACAUAGUGUGUGCUCUGGGGGCAUCGUACAGGUAUGACCUGACGUCACCCCGCUUUGUAUAG